This is a messenger RNA of Coregonus sp. 'balchen', 9064 nucleotides long. The record is from the annotation of a GenBank genome assembly. NCBI's taxonomy places the organism in Eukaryota, Metazoa, Chordata, Actinopteri, Salmoniformes, Salmonidae.
CUCAAUUCGAACUCCCUAUCCGAGAAAAGAGGGAUUUUCUUUUUCCGAAAGUUACUUGGGUGAAUAAGAAGGGAAGCCCAGUUCUACUCUCGAAGUGUCGAUGCUGUCUCUUCGACGGAUAUUAUCACCGUGCUGUGUGGGAACCGAGCAUCAGGAGUAGCAGUAGACUCAUUUCCUCCUCCAUCUGUUGGAGACGUCUGGGACGCAUUCGCUCUUGGUUGAGCACGCGAAACUACUUUUAUAUUUCUGCUCGAUUUACGAAGAGAUCUGUCUUUUGGAUACACAUACCAAUUCUACUGAGGGUGGACAUAAUAGCGUAUAAUCAUUCUAUAUCAAUGUUUUAAUGCACCGAUGAGAGAUCCAGUUUACACAGGGACUGCCAUGGCUUAUCACCCUUUCCACGCUCACCGGCCGGCCGACUUUCCUAUGUCAGCCUUCCUUGCAGCUGCACAGCCUUCCUUCUUCCCCGGACUGACGCUGUCUCACGGCGGUCUCACCAAACCUCUAUCAGGCCAUGCUUUAUCUGGAGCCGCGGAAGCGGGACUCCACGCGGCGUUGGGUCAUCACCAUCAAGCGGCUCACCUCCGCUCCCUCAAGAGCUUGGAGCCGGAGGAAGAGGUGGAGGACGACCCAAAAGUCAAUCUGGAGGCCAAGGAUUUAUGGGACCAAUUUCACAAAAUAGGAACGGAGAUGGUUAUUACGAAAUCAGGAAGGUAAAGCCAUGCUUCCCUUUAUUUAGGCUACUGUUAUGCGCGCAUAUUAUAGGCAAUGUUAUGUGCACUGCUGCGUAAGUUUAUUUUAUUAGGAAAUGGUUAUAAAUGAAUCACUCAUAGUGAUAGUCAUACUGGAUCAAGUAAUAGUAAUCCAAAAGGCGGUGUCGCUGGUGCUGCCAAAGGCUAUCAAAUAUUUAUGAGAGAUUUUUAGCUUUCUAGGCUACUGCAUUAAUAGCCAACUAUUUUCUCCAAAAACACAGAUCUUUAUUUACAUUGCACCCCUAAUUAUUAAAAUAUCACUGUUUAUGAAAGUCUGGUUGGCUAUUGAGUGAUUUAGGAUAAGCAUAGGCUACUGUUCACACAUUAUAGAGGGAUAGACCUAACACGAGAAUAAUAAACGAAUGAACCAAUUCAAUCAAUCAAACAAUGCAUGCAUGUGUCGAAACAAGUGCGUUUGAAGAAGAAAAAAGUAAAUCGUGUGGUUAGGCUAUAUAGGCGAACUUUUGUGCUGAAUUCCAAGGCGUGACCGUAGACGUCUUGGUGUAGACUACACCCCCUCGGUUUUGUCAGUACUUUAGAUAACCUGUAUUUUCUUCUCAAAGAAACAAUUAUAAAUAUAAUGUGUUUAGUGUUAGGUAUAGUACAAUCAAUGUGAAUAAAAUCCAGAUUUUUUUUUUUUUCGAAUGCCAUAAUUUUAAGACAGAUGAUUGACAGGCCCAGUGUGCUCACUCUUGUUUUAUUCUAUUGCAGGAGGAUGUUUCCCCCAUUCAAAGUUCGCGUCAAUGGGCUUGAUAAGAAAGCCAAGUAUAUCCUCCUUAUGGAUAUAGUCUCUGCUGACGACUGCCGCUACAAGUUCCACAACUCGCGUUGGAUGGUAGCUGGGAAAGCCGACCCGGAGAUGCCCAAACGAAUGUAUAUCCAUCCGGACAGCCCUGCCACAGGAGAGCAGUGGAUGGCGAAGCCUGUUGCUUUUCAUAAACUCAAGUUGACUAAUAAUAUCUCCGACAAGCAUGGAUUUGUAAGUAAUUUCUUGAUUUAAUUUGAUGACAUCUCGAUGAAAGAUGAAUUAGCCUUUUGUGUAAAACUAACCCGGGCUAUUGGCAAGGGUUCAAUGCUGAUAUUCCUGCAAUUUUGUAGACGCACAUAACAAAGGUUUUUGGAUUAUGUGUAUGACCUAGGUCUAAUGUAAUUAUGGUACAUAUUAUUAUGAGGUCAAUAGUAGGCCUAGAAUAAUCUAUAUUUGUAAUGUCUUUGGAGGCUAUAACAUCAGUUGAUCAAUUAUUUAAACUUUAUUGAUAACCAACAACAAUGCAAAAUGAUGCAUUAGAAUAUCACAAAAAUAUUGAUAGGACAACAGUAAUCCACCAUGCAUCUCCAAAAUAGUUUUAAGGCUCAACAACAGUGGUUCAGAUUUGAUGUAUUGUUUUUUAAAGUAUUGAAUUCGUGGUAUGUUUUGGUGCGGAGUGACAAAGUUUGCAGUUAAGUCAAGUGGCAAGAACCAGGUCAAAGACAUAGAGGGCAGACUUUAUCUCUCUUUUGUUGGUUAUGGUAGUGUUUCCUUUCAGUGCAAUUUGGAUAAAAAGAUUGCAAGAGUGGUGCUUUGAAAUGGUAGCAGAUACUCGCUCAAUACUUACAUGCAAAAGCAAUAACAACCAAGUAUCCCAAAUGCUUUCCAAUAGACUACUGCCUACGUCGCUGUAUAGGCCAGUAUUUUGAAUAUGAUUUCAAUACAGUUUUGAUUUGAUGGUAUUGUGAAAAAAAAAGUCAUUCAGUUAUUGUUGCAUGCUCUUUUCGUUUUUUUGCAUGUCUAAUGCAGGUUAUCACAAUCCAAAUUAGGCAAAGCGUUACAAGAGCUGUUGAUUUCAUAACCAUGUUCAGCCUACAUACCCUACGCAUUUAUGAAAAGUCAUUGAAACCUUUUCAAAGAUGUUGCAAAUGCUUCAUACGUUAAUAUGAAUUGGCAAGUGCAGUAAAACAUUUGGGGAAAGUUUAUAUAAAUGCAGAAUCCCACGUAACCGGUUUAUAUAGGUCUAUACAUGUAAUAACAACAGCAAUGGGAUAAUGAUAAGACAUAAUCAUGAUCUUUAGUUCCACAUUAUAACCUGGAUGGUAGGCUCCAGUAAAUGACUGUGCCCCAAUAAACGCUCGAAAUAGUUAACAACUUGUGUAGUAGGCCUACAUUUGUUAUAUUUCACUGUAGAGUAAAUCAUGAUUUAAGGAAAUCAUUGGCCUAUACAAAUUAAUAAUGCAUUAUUAAACACAGUGUGUGUUUCGGUGGAAUGUAUACAUUCCCUGCAAUAACACAAGAAAUACAAGUGCUAACAAAUCAACGAAAUCAUAAUUGUUAUUGUCAUCAUUAUCUCAGUUCCAACCAAAACGUGUAUCAGCAUGAUCACCUUAACAUAUUUUCUGUUUCUUUGCAUUCUCAGACUAUCCUGAAUUCGAUGCAUAAAUACCAGCCCAGGUUUCAUAUCGUGAGGGCCAACGACAUUCUGAAGCUCCCUUACAGCACCUUCCGGACAUACGUUUUUCCAGAGACAGAUUUUAUCGCUGUCACUGCAUAUCAGAAUGACAAGGUAAGCUUUACCAGAAAAUAAUAUCCGAAACGUCUAUUUUAAAUGUUAGACUAUUGAAUAUUGACUGCUGAAUGUGUAAACACUGUUGUGUAUUCAAAAUUAGGCCUAUUCUACUUAUGUUUUAGUUUUUUUUUAACCUAUGGUGUGUGUGUGUGCGCGAGAGAGCGAGAGAGAGAGCGAGAGAGAGAGCGAGAGAGAGAGAGAGAGAGAGAGAGAGAGAGAGAGAGAUGGCUUAAACCAUAGUUUCACAGUUUCAUAAGUUCUCUAAAAUAUACAUAUAUAUAUACACAAACACACACACACACACACACACACACACACACACACACACACACACACACAUAUAUAUAUAUAUAUAUAUAUAUAUAUAUAUAUAUAUAUAUAUAUUUAUACACUACCAGUCAAAAGUUUGGUCACACAUACUCAUUCAAGGGUUUUUCUUUAUUUUUACUAUUUUGUACAUUGUAGAAUAAUAGUGAAGACAUCAAAACUAUGAAAUAACACAUAUGGUAGUAACCAAAAAAGUGUUAAACAAAUCAAAAUAUAUUUUAUAUUUGAGAUUCUUAAAAUAGCCACCCUUUGCCUUGAUGACAGCUUUGCACACUCUUGGCAUUCUCUCAACCAGCUUCAUGAGGUAGUCACCUGGAAUGGAUUUCAAUUAACAGGUGUGCCUUCUUAAAAGUUAAUCUGUGGAAUUUAUUUAAUUCUUAAUGCGUUUGAGCCAAUCAGUUGUGUUGUGACAAGGUGGCAAAAACAGCUUAAAUAAGCAAAGAGAAACGACAGUCCAUCAUUACUUUAAGACAUGAAGGUCAGUCAAUCCGGAAAUGUCAAGAACUUUGAACUUUGCAGUCGCAAAAACCAUCAAGCACAAUGAUGAAACUGUCUCUCAUGAGGACCACCAUAGGAAUGGAAGACCCAGAGUUACCUCUGCUGCUGAGGAUAGGUUCAUUAGAGAUACCAGCCUCAGAAAUUGCAGCCCAAAUAAAUGCUUCACAGAGUUCAAGUCACAGAUACAUCUCAACAUCAACUGUUCAGAGGGGACUGUGUGAAUCAGGCCUUCAUGGUCGAAUUGCUGCAAGGAAACCGCUACUAAAGGACACCAAUAAUAAUAAGAGACCUGCUUGGGCCAAGAAAUAUGAGCAAUGGACAUUAGACCAGUGGAAAUGUGUCCUUUGGUCUCCAAAUUUGAGAUGUUUGUUUCCAACCGCCGUGUCUUUGUGAGACAUGGUGUGGGUGAACGGAUGAUCUCCGCAUGUGUAGUCCCCACCGUAAAGCAUGGAGGAGGAGGUGUUAUGAUGUGGGGGUGCUUUGCUGGUGACACUGUCUGUGAUUUAUUUAGAAUUCAAGGCACACUUAACCAGCAUGGCUACCACAGCCUUCUGCAGUGAUAUGCCAUCCUAUCUGGUUUGGGCUUAGUGGGACUAUCAUUUGUUUUUCAACAGGACAAUGACCCAACACACCUCCAGGCUGUGUAAGGGCUAUUUUACCAAGAAGGAGAGUGAUGGAGUUCUGCAUCAGAUGACCUGGCCUCCACAAUCCUCCGACCUCAACCCAAUUGAGAUGGUUUGGGAUGAGUCGGACGGCAGAGUGAAGGAAAAGCAGCCAUCAAGUGCUAAGCAUAUGUGGGAACUCCUUCAAGACUGUUGGAAAAGCAUUCUAGGUGAAGUUGGUUGAGAGAAUGCCAAGAGUGUGCAAAGCUGUCAUCAAGGCAAAGGGUGGCUAUUUGAAUAAUCUCAAAUAUAAAAUAAAUUUUGAUUUGUUUAACACUUUUUUGGUUACUACAUGAUUCCAUAUGUGUUAUUUCAUAGUUUUGAUGUCUUCACCAUUAUUCUACAAUGUAGAAAAUAGUAAAAAUAUAGAAAAACCCUUGAAUGAGUAGGUGUGUCCAAACUUUUGACUGGUAGUGUGUAUAUAUAUAUAUGGUUAUAGUUGGACCUGAGGUGUCAGUUAACUUUCGUUUGGAAUGUUUUAGGCUACUCAAUAACUUAUCGUAUAGGCCUAAUGUUGGCUAUAGCAACCCCUCCCCUGUUGAUGUUAAUUGGAGUACAUGUUGAAUGCCUAGUGGGCUUGUUGGUAUCAUAAAAUGUAUGGUACAGAGUCACAAUUGAUUAGAAGGCAGUCAUCCUCACUAUGUCCUCGAGCUAUUUCAUGGAGACUCCAAAGCAGUUCUGAACAAACAAUCAAAGCAUGCAAUCCACUAACGCAAUGCAUGAACACACACAGCUUGGGAAAAACACAAAAGGACAGACGAAAAUUAAUACAUGAACGAAUAGUAUUGUUCCUAAAUGAACAAGGCCGUGUGUGAGUGCAAUUAAAGUUCAAAAGUAGCUUUCAAUAAAAAGUAGCAUUCAGUCUCUGAAAAAAUGACAUCAGCGUAUACUAAUCGAAAUGUUAGGUAUAGUACUUUCCUUUAAGAAGAAUUAUGAAUAAUUGAAGCGCUUUAGUAAUUACACUUCAUCAACAGAGAUGCUUGUCUUGCCUCUCUAGAGCGCACGAGAUAACAAGCACAGCAGUCCCCAGCACCAUACAAUUGCUAUUGUUACAAUUAUUAUCCCAUCAAUAAUGCCGGUUAAAUCAGUGGCAUUAUUUUGCUUAUCAGUGUCAUUAUAAUUAUUAUUAUUAGUGGUAGGCCAAGCAAUUUAAGAAUAGUACAUUUGAAAUACAUUUCAGUAUUUUCAGGAUCCCAUUGUUGAUGCCAUGCACUCUCGUUUUCUCUACAGAUCACACAGCUCAAAAUUGAUCACAACCCAUUUGCUAAAGGGUUCAGAGACACGGGAAAUGGACGACGGGAAAAGAGGUAUAUUAUUUUAUUCGAUAUUGAAUAAAAAAAUAUGACCAUGAAAAUAUGACCAGGAGUUGAUUGUCCCAUGGGGAUAAAAAACAAUAAUUGCCAGACCGAGCAUUAUUGUGUAGUGAUUUGAUCAAAAUACAGAUGCAUUAACUAAUCUCAGUCCCGUCUGCAGGAAGCAGUUAACCCUUCCAUCGCUGCACAUGUAUGAGGACCGGGACCUUAAAGGGGACCGGGACUGUGCCGACUCAGAUGACUCCUCCUUUGAACAAACCACCGGAAGAGACUCGGUUCAUUCUCCACUGGGACCUGUAACUAGUCCACUGAGGUUCAACCGAACCAGUCGAGGUAAGACUGCUCAUAAAACAUUGUUUACAUUACUUUGCGUGUCCACUAAUUGGUCAUUUUGAAGAUGCCAGUAAUUAAGGCUUGAUAAAUACAAAUGGGCACAAAGCUGAAAGGUUGUUAUUAUGUGUCAUUAACCUGAGGAGAAUUGGGUGGUUUACAAUUGGAUAAGAGAGAAAAAUAAUAUUUGUAAGAGAAAAGAAGAAGAAAAAGUGGAGAGAUCUCUGCGUGCUGUGUGCUCCGUUGUGACAUUGGUUUAAAGUUAAGGAGAAGGUAUAAACGUGUGGUACAACAUAAAAUAAGGCAAAAUUCAUUAAAAGGAGAAACAAUAGCAUACACGAUGACUUCUUUAUCCACAGUAUACUAUUUUACGUACCCAUAUCUCAAUAGAACACGAAAGCUAGGCUUCAUGCAUCAGUGUAGCUUGAUCCAAUGCGCCAUCUACUGACAGGUCCAUAAACAUUCAGCCCCUUGAUUACUGUAGUAUGGUUUUCAGAUCAUUAUUCGAUAGUUAUGCAUUAGAUUAUCAACCAAGCACUAAACGAUGGCCUAUAGUUCAACUGCGGAAGCUUUAUAGAACGACUUUAAAACAAAAUGCAUGUCAAUCUUACCAGCGAACCAUACCUUUUUACGAGCAGAAGGGAAGUGGUUAGGAAAUGAACGUUAACACUAAAUCACGACUCCUUCCUUCAAAUAAUAUAUAAAGUAAUACCACGCAUGUGCUGGUUGUGAUUUUAAAUGGUUUUAGCAUACUGGAAGCUAUACAUAGGCUAGACCUACUCAUCAUAGCCUCUAGUUAUUUUUGCUUUAAUUGUGCUAUAGGCUAUGCAAAGCCUUUAAGUUAGACUUGAGAGUUUUUAAAUACAUUCUAUUAUAUUGUAUCAUAAAAUGUCGAUAUCUUAAUGGAAGUUUGAUAUAAUGUUUUAUAGACGACAAGAACUGCACUGACAGCGAUCAGGAGCUUGACCCACAAGAGGAGCGCUCCAUCGCAGCCAGCAGCCCCGGGCCUGAACCAAGCUCUCCUCUCAGUCCUAAAGGCGACAACAGAGUGAGGGAUAGGAUCCUGCUGGAAAAAAAGAGCGACUACCUGGAUUCAAGGAAAGAGAGUGACUCUGUGUUCAGUAUUCGAAAUCUUGAAAAGGUCAAGUUAGAUCAUAAGCACCGCAAAGAGACGGAACCUACAAAGAACGACACGGACAGUGGGGGCAUCAGUGGGGUGAAAGAUGGGUUUUCUCCUCUGAUGGUACAGACGGAGAGCCCAUCACACUUUAGCGCGAGUCACCUGCAGAGUCUGGCCUUCUCUGGUUUGCACAGUCAACAGUUCUUUAACCCUUUGAAUACGGGACAGAUGUUGUUCCACCCCGGACAGUUUGCGAUGGCACCAGGGCCAUUCCCCACCAUGGGAAUGGGGCAUCUGUUUGCAUCUGUUUCUGGAGCGAAUGGCCUGGAAAACGGAGGCCUCUCCUCUCAAAGCGCGGGCUCUCAUAGUGCCUUCCCGUUCCACCUGUCACAGCACAUGCUAGCAUCUCAGGUAAAAAUGAAGUUCUACUCUAACUCAUUUCAACAGACAAGCAUGCAUGACAGCAGCAAUGCAUGCAGUCCUAAUAAUAAUUAUGUCUUCCCAACAACGAAUUACACCACAAUAGAUGUAGCUGAGGAACAAUUCAUAUUUCUCUAAGUUUUCCUGCACAAACUUCUGCAAUUGAAGCGUCUUUUUAGCAUCACUUUCAAUUGCAUUCAUAAUACAUAAUUUCAGUAUAUUUCAUGUAGAUGUAUGACUUUAUGGAGAAUGAAUAAAGUAGCCUAUAUUGGGUUAUUCCAAACAAAUUGGGACCUUGUGGAUGCCUUUUUCGAUUUUAUUGAGAACAUGAAAAUAUAAUUUUGAUUAUAGAUAGACAUAGGCCUACUUUUGUAAUGGUAGUAGAUUAGAUUAUUUUAAUAGCCUGUAGGCUACAGUUGUCGAUGAAAGAGACAGAGAGAAAAUAAUGUAACUCUAAAAUGUUUUCAGGGGAAAUGUUCAACAAAAACCACCCAUGCAUAUUGAAGAUUAUGACAGGCCCGGAAUUCUGUCUUUAUAGCAUUUGUGCAUGUAUAAUCAUUUCUUAUUUUUUAAACACAGGGAAUUUCGAUGCCACCUUUCGGAGGACUGUUCCCGUAUCCAUACACCUACAUGGCAGCUGCAGCUGCUGCGGCCUCGGCCCUCCCCGCCUGCACUGCAGCCUCCACAUUGGGCAGAAACCCUUUCCUAACCACCUCCCGACCUCGGCUGCGAUUCAACCCUUAUCAGAUCCCCACGUCUAUUCCUUCAAGCACAAACCUGCUCACCACAGGGCUACCGGGCAGUCUAAACGCAGCAUCAGACCUAUCUAAAUCAGACAGCAGAGAAACAAGUCCUGUAACCGAGCACCACAGCCACAAAGCGACCAGCCUGAGGACGGCAUCCCUCAAAACUCCUAAGAAGGAUUCUACUAACGAACUGCAAAAUAUACAGAGGCUGGUCAGAGGACUGGAAAAACCUAGAGAAAUGUCUCCUGCCAUUGACGCUCCAAAGUGACCAAACCACCUGUUUCAUCAAGGUAUAUUUGACAUGAUACUGUCGGGCUAUAUACACAGUUGUGCUGAGAGUGAGAUGGGGAGUUCAU